Messenger RNA from Dalotia coriaria, 5418 nucleotides. RefSeq names its product diacylglycerol kinase theta. The record is from RefSeq and is a predicted model, not a curated record. Gene Ontology annotation, molecular function: RNA binding; ATP-dependent diacylglycerol kinase activity. Lineage: Eukaryota; Metazoa; Arthropoda; Insecta; Coleoptera; Staphylinidae. The coding region runs from base 516 to 3599 and encodes 1027 amino acids. The transcript is spliced from 13 exons.
ACUCCGUUCGGCCAGGCGCACGCACGCUCUCGAGGCAAGGCCCGCCGCACGGACGCACACCGCGACGGCUGCCACCGCCGCAGGAGCUCACAGCAGCAGCAGCCUUACACGCAUCGCCCGCCGCCGGCAGGGGCGGCAGCGCGAGUGAGAGUGGUGCGCGACGAGUGCGUGUGGGAGUGUGCGAUGGUCCGGCGCCUGCAAGCAGCAGGCCGCCGCAGCCGCCCGCAGCAGCAGCACAUUGCGCGAUGCGCCCGCGGCCACUAGGUCGGUCCGUCGCCGCCGCCGCCGCCGCCGCACUCGAACAUGGUACGGUUCGCGUACGGCUUCGAGAUCACGUAGGCAUGUAACGCGACGACCACCGCCACUCACGCAAGCAGACGAAGUAGCCGCCGCCGCCGCCGCAGCCGCCGCCGAUCGAGACUCGCAGACGAUGCGUGCUGUGCCAAGCGCGUGCCGCGCGCGGUGAAUGUGGCGCGGGUGAAUCUAGACGCGCGCAACUCGCACGCAGGGACGAGAUGGCGUCGGUGGCCGCCGCCGCCGCCACCGGCCAGCAGGAGCAACCGCCCGCCCACCACGGGCAUGGCCAUAGCUUCGGCAAGAAGACCUUCCACAAGCCCACCUACUGCCACCACUGCAGCGAUAUGCUGUGGGGCCUCAUUCAACAGGGCUUCAUCUGCGAAGUGUGCAACUUCGUGGUGCAUGACCGCUGUUUGAAAACCGUGGUGUCUCCUUGUUCCAGCAUCGCCGCCAGCCUUAUCAAGAACCCGGUAGCUCACUGUUGGUCGGAGCCGUUCCAUCACAAGCGGAAAUUCUGCAACGUGUGUCGGAAGCGAUUGGACGAUAGCGAAUCCAUACAUUGUGAAAUAUGCGAGUAUUUUGUGCAUACGGACUGCCAGGACUUUGCCGUGGCCGACUGCAAGGAGAACGCGACGUACCUGCCCGGCAAGAGUCUGUCGUACGUCCACCAUCAGCACCAUUGGCGCGAAGGCAACCUGCCGAGCAAUUCCAAGUGCGCGCUCUGCAAGAAAACAUGCUGGACGUCGGAGUGUCUCUCCGGAUACAGAUGCGAGUGGUGCGGCAUGACUUGCCAUGCUGCAUGUCACGUCAACCUGCCGACGCCGGCUGAGUGCACGUUUGGCAUCCUGGAACCGAUUUACCUGCCGCCGCAUGCCGUCAGCAUACCGCGCACUGAGGUGCCCAUGGAGGCCAUCAUCGGUGUGCAAGUACGACGCAAGGAGACAUUAUCACUCGACGAGAGCGCAAUGCAGCCAGAGGUCGCUGCGAUGGCAGUGUGCGCACGCGCACCCAAGAUGGCGUCCAAAAUCGGCAUGCUCUCCUUCUUCGUGUGUCUCAACGCGCCGCUCUAUCAACAAAAGCGGUUGACACAUGACAAACGGCGAGCGCGAAGCAUUUCAGAAGAGUUUAGCAGCGGCGACGCGUCCAGGUAUCGCGAGCAGGAGGAAUACACGCCGGCCGUGAAUCAAUCGUCGCACGGACAAAGCCGCACCGAUAAACAGAACAAAGAAAAGGAAGACAGGGAUGAAGAAGUGAUAAAAGUUUACGAUGGUAACAGUUCGAUGCGUCGACGGAUAUUCCGUACGGUGGUUGUGUCACGCCAAGCGACGCUGAAACAAGCGUUAACGCAGGCGUUGCGCGCUUUUCACAUCACCAAGGAUCCGAACUUCUUCCAUCUGACCGACAUGUAUUCACCGGACGAGGCGCGACUACAAGAUCCAACGCCCAUUCUCAAUCUCACACGCAAAGAAGGCAAGCGGCCGGCAGUCUACUUACGAUUCAAAGAUGGAGAAAAUGACCGUGGUGAAGUACGGGUGUAUCCGGGUAAACUACAAGUCUCACAGGCAUUCUGCACCGUGCCGGUGGACAGCACCACGACCGUGGCGGAUUUAAUCCGCGAAGCGCUCAAAGAGUUCGAUCUCAAUGAGUAUCAAUGUGAGGACUAUCGCUGCAGCGAGGUGCUGCUGGAUCGCGGCGUCACCGAACGCGUGCUUUCAUGGAACGAACGGCCGUGGGAGAUUAUGAAACAACUGGGCAAAGAUAGCAUCCGACAGAUGGAGCUGAUGCGUUUCUAUCUGCAACUGAAACAGGACCCGCACGGGCCCAAUCUGGCGCUGUUCGUCGGCAAUCUACCGCCGAACUUAUCCGAACGUCAGUAUGAGAACAUCCUCACCGAUUUUCUCGGUAAGGAGAACAAGUUUUCAUCGAUUGGUCCGAUUUACUACGAGUACGGAUCGAUGGUGAUCAUUUAUGAGGAUUCGGAUAAAGCUGUGCGCGCCCUCUAUGCUCUACGCGAGUCGAAACACGAAGGAAAAGACUUAUUAGUAAUGUUGUUGCCAAAUAUCGAGCCGUCGAUGGUACCAGCCGGUGUCCAACCACUGCUGGUCUUCGUAAAUGUCAAAUCGGGCGGCUGUCAAGGCUCGGAGCUGGUGUCCAGCUUCCGGAAGCUGCUCAAUCCGUAUCAGGUGUUCGAUCUCGACAAUGGCGGCCCCCUACCGGGCCUCUACGUCUUCAGAAACAUUCAGAACUACAAGAUCCUCGUGUGUGGCGGUGAUGGUACCAUCGGGUGGGUGCUGCAGUGUCUGGACAACGUCGGGCAGGACUCGCAGUGUUCAUCACCCGCAUGCGCCAUUGUUCCACUCGGCACAGGUAAUGAUCUGGCGCGCGUGUUGCGUUGGGGUCCUGGGUACACCGGCGGCGAGGAUCCGCUGAAUCUACUGCGGGAUGUCAUCGACGCCGAGGAGAUCCGGCUCGACCGGUGGACGGUAGUGUUUCAUCCGGAAGACAAGCAGGACGACGGUGUGAAGCCGGUCAACUCCACCGGUAAGAAGAGGCAAAAACUGUCCAAAAUGAAAGUGACCAAUGAGCAAAUUAAGAAAACAGCAGUGGCGGUCUCAACCUCCGAGGACAACUCGCAGAUCUUCGUGAUGAACAACUACUUCGGUAUUGGGAUCGACGCCGACCUGUGCCUCGACUUUCACAACGCGCGCGAAGAGAACCCGAACAAAUUCAACUCGCGUCUGCACAACAAAGGCGUCUACGUGAAGAUGGGCUUGAGGAAAAUGGUCGGACCGAAGAUGUGCAAGGACCUGCACAAGGAAGUCCGCCUGGAAGUGGAUGGGAAAUUAGUGGAACUACCACAGGUCGAAGGGAUCAUCAUCCUGAACAUCCUCAGCUGGGGUUCGGGUGCUAAUCCGUGGGGACCGGAGAAAGAGGACCAGUUUUCCAAGCCCAAUCAUUGGGAUGGUAUGUUGGAGGUUGUAGGGGUCACUGGAGUGGUGCAUCUUGGGCAGAUACAGUCUGGUAUGCGGUCAGCAAUGCGCAUUGCACAGGGUGGACAUAUUAAGAUUCAUCUGCAUUCGGACAUUCCGGUGCAGGUGGAUGGCGAACCAUGGGUGCAGAGUCCAUGUGAUGUCGUCGUUCUCAAGUCGGCGCUGAAGGCGACGAUGCUCAAGAAGAUGAAGGGCAAGAUGAAGCGGCGCAACACCGAGCCGACGAUGCUGGUUUCACCGGGGGCGCAUCUCGCCCCUCUGCCGUCGAACGACGGUGAGUCACCGACGGACCCCAACAACACUACCUUCUAGAAAAAGAAAAAAGAACGCUACAUGGACGAGGCGUGGGUUUUACGUUUUGACAAUUCGAAAUUUGUUUCACGCAUUUCACGGACAUUUAGAUGCAAAACAAACAGAUGAAUAUGUAAUCGACACACCCAUACACACCAUACACUUAUUUAUUAAUUAAUUAUAAUUAACAAGUGAGUAUCGAAGUUAAGCAAAACAAAAACACAAACAUUUAAACUUAAAGAAAAAAAAAGAAGAAAACUGUAAUGGUAAUUACGUUACGCGUAUGGAAAAUUUCCACAUAAACAAAAAAAAACAAACGUUUUUCGAUUUUCGUAUAUGAAAAUAUGAGAAAAAGCCAACUUUUAGCUGUUAUUAAUUGCAAUUAUAUUCAGAUUGUUAUUUGUGAGGAGAGAGAGGCUCAGCCGUGGUGAUUACAAAAUGGCGCCCGGCGUUGAGUGAAGCGCACACACACAGCUGCUCUAUGAUUAUGUGUAAAUAUUUAUUUAACGUUUAAGAGAUUUAUAUUCUAUAUAUUGUCGAAACAAAAGAUGAAAAAGAAACACAAAGCGGCCAAAUAGCCAAAGAUUUAUCUCUAUAUUAUAUUAUUAUGAUUAUUGUAAGCGAAUGUCUGCUCGGGGAACUCGAGAAACUCGAGAAAGUGAGGUUAUAGCCAAUUAUUUGCACAUUUUUACUUGCAUACGUAAUUGUUUCAUUUUACGUUUAUGUCUACGUUGUACGUGAUUAGCUGGUGAUGAAAACAAAACAAUCGCACAAUAUUUUUGACGGAAAACACACACACAUCUAACACACACAUUUAAAACACCCGGUAUGCGUAUAUUGAAACAUCGUACUCAGCAGCAAUGUGUAGUGGGUUAUCUAGAUAUACUAACAUAAAUGUUAGUAUUGUGAUUGGCUGCUGGAAUUAAAAUGGCGGUGACGGAUGCUUGCACAGACCGGAAGUGUAUCAUCCGUCGCUGGAGUCGCGUAUAAUCGCCCGCGGGGUAAGGGGCUCAGUCCAACACACUUGACGCAUGCGCGUCCGGAGCUUAAAUCGGCCGCCAUCUUGCGCGCAAUGCAAUCACAAACUGCACGCAUGCAAAUCAACACGCAUUCUAUGAUUUUUAACUAGUUACAUGAAUAGAAAUGACUACAGUGUAUGUUGGGGUGUUUCGUGUUUGGGUAAAUGUGAUUGUAUUGCGCGUUGAUUGUUUACUCAGUCACAUGGUGGUCGAUUCCGCAAGCGUGUUGGAAUAUUACCUCGUGCGGCGAUUGGCGAACGCUGCGCGCGCACUUUUCAACUGCGAACAAGAAGAAAAUAUGUACUAUUUGAAAAAUGAAAUUCAUAAUAUACAUUAUUAUUAUAAUUAUUAAUUACGAUUAUAAAUAACGUGAUGCCAUCAUCCUUGGUGCACAUGCAAGAAAGGAUAAUGAGAAUGAUGAGAACAAAAACGGAUGAAAACAAAUGCAAACAAAGUACUACUUACUAAUUAUAAAUAUAAAUGAAACAAAUUUAGCAUAAUACCGUGAAGAAAUGAAGAAAAAAAACUAUUACUAUACAUAAAUAUUAAUUAUAAACUUAAACAAACCAACAAAAAACCAUCAGCAAGCAGACAACGUUAUUGUUCAGCUUGCGCAUGAGCGUCGGUUGGGACAGCUGAAUGUGAGAGAAGAGAGGUUAUGGUGACAUCAAGUGACAGGCUAGCUAAUGUGGUAAUAUGCAACACGUACACACGACACACACUGAAACAAACAGGAAAUCCAAAGAAGAAAUCUAAUUAAUUAUAUAUGUAUAUGUGAAAAAUAUAUUUAAAAAUUGUGAAAUAUAGAAAUAUUAAAUGUA